Mercurialis annua (annual mercury) is the source of this 3830-nucleotide messenger RNA. RefSeq names its product TMV resistance protein N-like. NCBI's taxonomy places the organism in Eukaryota, Viridiplantae, Streptophyta, Magnoliopsida, Malpighiales, Euphorbiaceae. The record is from RefSeq and is a predicted model, not a curated record. Bases 161 to 3619 code for a protein of 1152 amino acids. The transcript is spliced from 5 exons. Gene Ontology annotation, biological process: defense response; signal transduction. Gene Ontology annotation, molecular function: ADP binding; protein binding; ATP hydrolysis activity.
CGUCAACUUGAAUUUUAUGAACUGACCGUGUCUCUGUCUCUAUAUUUAAUACCAUGCCCAAAUCUUAAAACAUUCAUUAAUUCUUCCAACAUUAAUUAUUUUCUUUCAAUUUAGUCCAUUUUUUCUUCAAUUCAGAUUAAUUUUCUUGCCACCCAGUAAAAUGUCUGCUCUUGCUCUUCCAUGGAAAUACGACGUUUUUCUCAGCUUCAGAGGCGAAGACACCGCCAAGAAUUUCACCAGUCAUCUCUACGCCGCCUUAUCUCAAAAAGGAAUCACCACCUUCAACCGGAAUCAAUCACCGGAAAUCAUUCCCGGCCAACAAAUCAGUAAAGCAAUCCAAAAUUCGACCGUUUCCGUAGUCAUAUUCUCUACGAAUUUCGCUUCUUCGUCUAGCUGCUUAGACGAGCUUGUGGAGAUUUUUCAUUGCAUGAAAACCAAGGGGCAGAUAGUCUUGCCGGUUUUCUACAGUGUGGACCCGGCCGAGGUGAGAAAACAAACCGGGAAAUUUGGUGAUUCGUUUUGUAAGCAUGAGCAGGUUUUUAGAGAUGAUAUUUGGAAGGUGCAGCAGUGGAGAGGUGCAGCUACUGCAAUGGCUAACCUCAGUGGAUGGGAUAUUCAGGACAGGCAUGAGUCGGAUCUUAUUGAAGAAAUUGUUGAAGAGGUACUAAUGAAAUUGAGAAAAUCAAGUCAUAGAUUCUCAGGUCCAUCGAAUUCUUUUGUUGGAAUAGAUUCAAGAUUGGAUGAAAUGAUGUAUUCACAUUUAGGUAUAGGGGAAGGGGAAGCGGAUGAUGUUCGGUUUGUAGGAAUUUGUGGGAUGGGCGGUAUAGGUAAGACAACCAUUGCUAGAGCUGUGUAUGCGGAGUUAUCCUGUGAAUACGAAGGGAGUUGUUUUCUUGCAAAUGUUAGAGAAUUAGAGGAGAGAAGUGGUUUAAUUUCCUUACAGGAACAACUUCUUUCUGAAAUCCUAAUGGACAGAAACAUAAUAGUUUGGGAUGUUCAUGGUGGAGUGAAUGAGAUCAAAUCUAGGUUGAGGCAUAAAAAGGUCCUUAUCAUUCUUGAUGAUGUUAACCAUUUGGAGCAGUUAAAGUCGUUAGCAGGAAUGAGUGAUUGGUUUGGAAGUGGAAGUAGAAUAAUCAUAACAACCAGAGAUGAACAUUUGUUGUCAUGUCAUGGUAUAGAAAGAAUUUACAGGGUCGAAGGAUUAGAUUGCUAUGAAGCCCUUCAUCUCUUUUGUUCAAAAGCCUUUAAAAGUGAUUAUCCUUUAGAUGGGUACGUAGAGCUAGCUAAUAGCUUUGUCAAUUAUGCUAGUGGUCUUCCAUUAGCUCUUGAUGUUCUUGGCUCAUUUUUGUUUGAUAAAUCUGUAGAUGAGUGGCUAAGUGCAUUAGAUAGGCUGAAGGAAAUUCCCAACAAAGAAAUACUAGAUAAGCUUUCUAUUAGUAUUGAUGGAUUGCACGAAAUAGAGAAGAAAGUUUUCCUAGAUAUUGCUUGUUUCUUUAAAGGAGAGGAUAAAGAUUACGUGAUCAAAGUACUGGAAGCUUGUGGGUUCUAUGCAGAGAUUGGAAUAAGAGUUCUUCUCAGUAAAUCUCUUAUAACUAUUUCAGAUGAUAGAAUUUGGAUGCACGACUUACUCCAAGAAUUGGGUCGAGAAAUUGUUCGUAGAUCAUGCUAUGAAGAACCGGGAAAGAGAAGCAGAUUGUGGCUUUAUAAGGAUGUCCAUCAUGUCCUGUCAAAUAAUACGGGAACAGAAGAGAUCGAGGGAAUUGUGCUAGACUCAUGUGAGCAGGAAAGUGAAAAGCAGUUGAGUGCUAAAGCUUUUAAGAGUAUGCGAAAGCUGAGAUUGCUCAGACUUCAAAAUCUACAGUUCUCUGACGGCCUGGAGUAUCUUUCGAAUAAGUUAAGAUAUCUUGAUUGGGAAGGAUAUCCUUUCAAAUCUCUUCCAUCCACAUUCCAGCCAGACAAACUUGUCGAGCUCCAUCUGCAAUCAAGCAACAUUGAACUGUUAUGGAAGGGAAUCAAACCUCUGAAGAUGUUAAAGGUUAUAGAUUUGAGUUAUUCCGUUAACUUAAUCAAGACUAUUGACUUCAGAGAUGUCCCAAAUCUUGAAAAGCUGAAUCUGGAAGGAUGCACAAGAUUAUAUGAGGUGCACCAAUCAAUUGGAACUUUGAAAAGGCUUGUGUUACUGAACUUGAAGGACUGCAAAAGUCUAGUCAGGAUUCCUGACAGCAUAUGCGAUUUGAAGUCUCUUAAGACUCUUAUGCUGCAUGGCUGCUCAAAACUUGAAAACUUGCCUGAAAGGUUACGGGAUAUGAAUUGUUUGGAGAAAAUAGACAUUGGUGGAAUUUUUGAAAAACAACUAGCAUCAGCUAAACCCUGGGAUUUUAUCCUCCCUUCAUGGUUUUUGCCAAGGAAGACUCUAAAUUUGAUGGAUUUUAUGCCUUCUAUUGCAGUUCUGAGUUCUUUGAAAACAUUAGAUUUAAGCUACUGCAAUAUCAUAGAAGGUGCACUUCCCGAUGAUCUGGGCUGCUUCCCAUCUCUGGAGACAUUAAAUCUAAGCGGGAAUCAUUUUAUUAGUGUUCCUACAAGCAUUUGCAGACUUUCUAAACUUGAUGAUCUUAGAUUUGAAAAUUGCAAGAAACUGCAGUUAUUGCCAACUCUUCCGGUUGGUAUUUUAUACCUAAGCACAGAUGGUUGCUCUUCCUUGGGGACUUUGGUUCCGAAAACUGUUACAAGACACUGCAAAAAGGCAAAUCUGUGCAUUCCAAAUUGUGAAAGGCUUCAGUCAUUGCCUCAUCUUUCGUCGAGUAUUGUAAAUCUAAGUGCGGAAGGUUUGACUGCACAAGGAAAUUUCCCAAAUCCAUUGGAAAAAGAUGAUCCGAAAGCUUCAGCUUUAACAUUUGUUAAUCGGAUAGAGUUGGUUGAGAUUCAAGGCAAAAACUGUUCAGCAUUUGCCAGGCUGACCAGUUACUUGCAUUUCCUGCUGAGGCACAGCUCUCAGGGGCUGUUCAAUCCAAGGUCUCACGUGUCGAUGUGUUUAGCUGGAAAUGAAGUUCCCGAGUGGUUCAACUAUCAGAAAAUGGGUUCAUCAUUAGAAUUGCAGUUGCCUCAACAUUGGUUCACUGAUAGAUGGAUGGGAUUUGCAAUUUGUGUUGUUUUUGAAGGCCAUGAUGUGCUUCCAUCAUCAGAAGGAAAUACACUUUUCUGCGAUUUACAUGCAUGGGUAACGCCAGAUGAACUUCUGUUUCUAGGUCGCCCAUCAAUGCAUAUUUCUCAAGAUGUGGAUAUCAGGUCAGAGCAGCUUUGGUUCAACUUCAUACCGCGCAGUUCAUUGAGCUGCGUAGAUUGGUGGGAAUCGUGUGGAAACCUCAAGGCGUCAAUCUCCUCAAAUGGUUUGAAGGUGAAGCGCUGCGGACUACGCAUAAUAUAUGAUCAUGAUGUUGGUGAACUAAUUCAAUGUCAUAGAAAUUUUGAUGAUUUGGGUCUAUCCUCUCAUAAUGAUUCUGAUAUAUGCAAGAGAAGCCAUGAUGAAAGUAGUAGACCGGAAGAAGCCAUCAACAAUGGCAGCGACAAAUGUGGUGGUAACGGACUCCACUCAAAAAGGUUAAAAAUGACUGCAGAUUAAUUGUCUUGAGCAUAAGCUAUGUUGCACGAAAACAUCUUUACGUAAAUAUAUUAUAAAUAUAAAGUUCUAGAGUUGUAAAAGUGUUUCCGAAAACGGAAACAAACGUAUUUAGGUCUCGAUAAGUUUUUGUGCAAUGUAAAAGAAUAAGAAUCAAGAGUUGAAGUUGUUUAUUUAGCAAACUGUUAUUUAAUGUCAUUAUCAAUUACUAGUA